CGUAGACAAUUUGUCAACUUCCAAUUUCAUGGUCAAACGAAAAGAUGAUUGCUUUUUUUCUGUCUAGACUAAGUUAGAAAUAAUUGCGCAAUAUUUGUAAACGAGCAUUGCCUUUUUUUUGCACUUAUUAUAUUUACUAGUGCAUGAAAACAAUUGAGAAACUGGGAAGAUAAGAUGGUUGUUUAUUCAAUGCUAAAAUUUACUGUUGAUGAAACUCUUGGAUAUAAAUACGGCAGCAAAACAAGAUGUUUUGUUAUUGUACGUUCAGCAGAGCAACUAGUAACUAUACAAAUUAUAUUGUACCGAAGUUUAAAAAAUACAAUUAUAAUGGAUCGUUGGUUCGGGAAAACAGCUAUUGUGACGGGAGCUAGUUCCGGAAUAGGGGAAGUGAUUGCGGAAUAUUUAGUGAAAGAAGGGAUGCAGGUUGUGGGUCUAUCGCGCCGGGUGGAACGAAUUCAAGCUAAUGCUGUUAAACUCGCUGAUAGUAAAGGAAAACUUUAUGCAUUUAAAUGUGAUAUUCGCAAUGAGGAGGAAGUCUGCAAAGCGUUUGAAUGGACAACUGCAAAUGUCGGUAUCGUUCAUGUGCUGGUCAACAACGCUGGCAUCAGCCGCCCAACUAAUUUAAUUGCGGGAGACGCUGAAAUGUGGCGGACAGUUCUAGAAACAAAUGUGUUGGGUCUUUGCGUAGCUCAAAGAGAAGCCUGCAAGCUGAUGAUGGCAAAUGAUAUUGCCGGGCAUAUUGUCAAUAUUAACAGUAUUGCAGGUCAAAGUCACCUAUAUUAUGCGAGCACCAAUGUUUACGGUGCAAGCAAACACGCCCUUACGAAUAUUUGUGAAAUGUUAAGGAGCGAACUAACUACCAAUAAAUCAAAAAUUAAAGUAACCAGCGUUAGCCCAGGAUUGGUGAGGACUGAAAUAAAUGAAUUGUAUUCUUUUCCGGAUGAAGUGGAAGCAAUGAAAGAUAUGCCAAUGUUGGAGCCCAAAGAUGUUGCAGAAGCAGUUCUAUAUACCUUGGGUACUUCUCCAUCAAUUAUGGUCAACGAAAUCACUUUGAGGCCGGUUGGAUCCGCAUUUUAGAAAUAAAAAAAAUUAUUUAUAUUUUAUUCCCUGAUUUUCUUGCACGUAUCAAUCGUAUUUACUGCUUUCAACUUCAUUCUUCUCAUAUGUAAUAUAUAUUCAAUUUAAAUAGUUGGUGGUGCGAAAAAUUUAAAGAAUUAAAAGGGACUCUAGUUUUAACCUACUUGAUGUUUAACUUGUGGAAGUGGCAAAUCAUUCGAGUGUGAACAAAAUAAAGUUUAUUAUUGUAAGUUAA
Molecule: messenger RNA, 1312 nt
Organism: Dalotia coriaria
Lineage: Eukaryota; Metazoa; Arthropoda; Insecta; Coleoptera; Staphylinidae
Product: farnesol dehydrogenase-like
Exons: 3
Coding region: 175-1077 (300 amino acids)
Molecular function (GO): oxidoreductase activity
Source: RefSeq, a predicted model, not a curated record